AUGGCAGACACACAGUUUGAUAGCGCCUUAGACCUUCUUCGCCGUCUAUCCCCUAGAAACACAAAAGAAAAUUUACAUAACAUCACCACACUGCUUCCUGACUUGACAGAGGAUCUCCUGGCAUCCGUGGACCAACCACUCGAAGUCCGACGAUGCCCCCGAUCAAAGCGCGACUAUUUACUUUGUGACUACAACCGUGACGGAGACAGCUACCGAAGCCCAUGGAGUAACGAAUUUGACCCCCCAAUUGAAGACGGAACAGUACCGAGUGAACGGGUGAGGAAACUGGAAAUUGAAACGAACAAGGCAUUUGAUAUUUACCGGGACCUUUACUAUGAUGGCGGAAUUGGUAGUGUUUAUUUCUGGGACCUUGAUGACGGGUUUGCUGGUGUGGUGUUGCUGAAAAAAGGAAUCACACCUGGUUCCAAGAAUUCUGGCGCCUGGGAUAGUAUCCAUGUUUUUGAGGCUACCGACCGCGGACGAACAUGUCACUAUAAGCUGACAAGCACAGUUAUCCUCCACCUAUCAACCGGUUCGGACACCCUCGGGGAAAUGGACCUGAGCGGCAAUAUGACGAGACAGAUCGAGUCGGAUAUGGCCGUGAACGGCGAUGAGAGCCAUGUAGCAAACGUGGGACGUCUGGUUGAAGAUAUGGAGUUCAAGAUGAGGAACUUGUUACAGGAGGUUUAUUUCGGCAAAGCAAAGGACGUUGUUUCUGAGCUUAGGAGUCUACAACCUUUAUCCGAGACAAACGAAGAGAAGUCCGCCCACCGUAAUGUUAUCAAUGCUAUGAUGAAAUAG
Messenger RNA from Trichophyton rubrum CBS 118892, 801 nucleotides. Its product is annotated as F-actin-capping protein subunit beta. The transcript has 5 exons. The record is from RefSeq and is a predicted model, not a curated record. Gene Ontology annotation, cellular component: actin cortical patch; cytoplasm; F-actin capping protein complex. Gene Ontology annotation, molecular function: actin filament binding. NCBI's taxonomy places the organism in Eukaryota, Fungi, Ascomycota, Eurotiomycetes, Onygenales, Arthrodermataceae. Gene Ontology annotation, biological process: barbed-end actin filament capping; actin cytoskeleton organization; cell morphogenesis. Bases 1 to 801 code for a protein of 266 amino acids.